AUGGCACAAGUUGCUGUUCCUACGGCAAUACUCGAAGCAGAAGUUGCCAGUCUUCCCUUGCCCCGACUUCUCCUAAAUCUGGUCUCCGACCGGGCCUCAACGGAACCAAAUAAGAUAUGGGGUUCUAUACCUAUCAGUUCUCAAACGACCGGCGCUGGGUAUGAAGACAUAUCGUACCGGCGCUUUAACUACGCCAUUGACAGGGCAGCAUGGUGGAUGCACAACGUCAUUGGGCCGCACAGACUUCGACCAUUUGAGCCUCUGGCAUACCUUGGGCCUCCCGACACAAGGUAUAUCGUUUUUAGUCUCGCAGCCAUCAAGGCUGGUUUUCAGAUGUUAUACCUCUCACCGAGGAAUAGCGACGAGGCACAAUAUGCAGUUAUGAAAGAGGCAGAUUGCCAUAAGUGGCUUUGUGCAACCGAGAUAAAGACGAAAGUGGAAGCUUUGGUCGAGAAUAGACCGCCCAAAACCUUGAAUGCGAACAGCGGCCAGACAGAGAGCUGGAACGACACAUUGACCGUUGUUCCAGGACAGACUGGGCUAUUGAAAGAUGAGCCGACGCCAUCAUUCUCGUACAACAAGACGAUAGAAGAAGCAAGGGGGGAGCCCUUGGUCAUGCUUCAUACGUCAAGCACAACCGGUUUGCCCAAGCUGAUCCCUCUAACCCAGGGAUACGGGUUCCAUGAAGAUCUGAUCCAGCACUACCCGAAAGAGGACGAGUUGGAUGUUCUCACUCGCAAGCCAUUUGACGGCGAUUGUAGAUUAUUUCUUGCUAUGCCUCUUUUUCAUGCUGGCGGAGUCUUGUUGGGUCUGCUGAAGUCACUUUACCACGACAUAGUGAUGGUGUUCCAGCCUCCUGCUGUUCCAUUGAGUGCCUCAAUGGUUGAUGGGAUUCUACGCCAUGGAAAGUGCGAUGGGACUGUCAUCCCUCCGUUUCUGGUCGAAGAGAUGUUGGGUAUCCCUGAAUAUUUCGACACUCUUACAAGUCUGAAAUUUGUCCAGUUCGGCUCCGGACCGCUUAGCAAAUACUGCGGUGACACUUUACUCACGCGUCAGAAAAGUUGUCCCCAUUUCAUCGGUACUACAGAAGUAGGUUUGAUUCCUCUGGUGGAACUUGAUGAUCCAGAACUGGAGUGGCAAUAUUUCCAUUUUCAUCGGUGGAGUGGAGCCGAAAUGAGGCCUAUCGAUGACUCGGCAGGCCUCUACGAGCUUUUCAUAAAGAAGAUCGGCGUUAAUGUUCCUGGAAUCCAACCUGUCUUCGAGCUCUUUCCCCAUCUCACCGAGUGGCCAACAAGAGAUAUUUACACGCAGCACCCUCACAAACCGUAUUUGUGGCGCACUUGCGGCAGGGCUGAUGAUAUCGCAAAGGCGCACACUGCUAUCACUGGUGCACUGAUCGUUGGACAAGGACGAUUUCAACCGGCCCUGCUUUUGGAAGUCAAAGGCAUAGAUGUCGAUAAGGAGAACGAAAAAAAAGACUUGUUGCAAGCUAUUUGGCCCACCAUCAAAGCUGCAAAUAAGGCUUCUCCCAAACACGGACAACUUACGAAGUCCUUGACACUCUUUUCGUCACCCAAGAAACCAUUCCUUCGUACUCCGAAGCUCAGCGUUAGGAGGAAGCCAACAGCCGAUCUGUACAGCGAAGAGAUUGAUGAACUAUAUCGCCGGAUAGAGGGAGAGGUAGCCAACCUCGACCGCGGUGACCUCCCCGAGGAAACUGAUCUCCGCGAUCUCAGCUCAGUUCAGAAUUUCGUGCAGUGCCUUGUUGGGAAUGUCACGGGAUGGAUUGACGAGCCUUCUCUGGAUACUGAUCUGUUCAUGCUAGGGAUGGACUCACUCCACGUUGUCCGUAUUGUUCGAGCCGUAAGGGCAGCAAUGAAGGACGCUAUGAGUCUCAGCCAAAUCGCCGAACUAACUUCAAAUAUCAUCUAUAACAAUCCCACGAUCGACUCUUUGUCGCAAGCUCUGAACGACAUCGUCCAGGCUCAUAUUGGGGAUCAGACAACUGAAAUUAUUGACAGAUGGACACACGGUUGGGGUUAUCAAUCCGCAACUCUUGGGAAUGGCUUGGAGCGCCAAACCUCCCAAAAUACCACAAGUGAGGCCCACGGUGUUGUUGGGAAGAAGACUUGGACUGUCAUUUUGACAGGUUCCACGGGAUCACUUGGAUCACAUAUCCUUGAAAACCUUCUCCAUCAUCCACCCGUUUCGCAGGUUAUUUGCUUAAAUCGGUCCGCCGAUGCAGCCGCCAAAUGGAAACAGACAAUUAUAAGUCGAAAACUGUCCACUGAAUUGGCAGAUCCUGGGCGUGUUCAAUUCCUUCGGACAACAAACCUGGGGGCACCUCGUCUAGGUCUUGAGGAGAACUCGUACCAGUACCUGCUUCAGUCGGUCACACAUGUGAUCCUAAACGCUUGGCCAGUCAAUUUCAACCUGUCGGUCUCGUCUUUUGAGAAAACCCACAUUGCCAGCAUCCGUCGAUUUACAGAUUUCAGUUCAAGCUCUUCCAAGCGCGCACACAUUGUCUUCGUAUCCAGUCUAUCUUCGAUAACAUCUGGGGGACUCAAGCAAUCAGUUCCGGAGAAGAUAAUCCAAGACAAUUCUAUGCCAUCGCACAUGGGCUACGCCGAGUCUAAAUACAUUGCAGAACGCAUCCUUGAUGCCGCGACGGCAUCCUCGCGAGGCCGCAUACCCACAACGAGCCUUCGUGUUGGCCAAAUUGCUGGUCCGGUGCCGAAUGUGGAUCGUGGGGGGGAUAUUAAAGCCAAGUUGGAGGUUUGGAACGUCCAAGAAUGGUUCCCAAGUCUAAUAAUCAGUUCGAACACGGUGCGAGCUUUACCUACCACUCUCGGUCGCAUGGAAUACAUUGACUGGAUUCCUGUGAACGUGCUGGCCAAUAUUGUCAUCGAGCUUUUGCAAUUCGACAACGAGGAAAUCGAACACCAAAAGUCCUCAGAGGGAGGCACCAGCCAUUUGACUUCACGCGUCUACCAUCUCUCCAACUGUGCGGUUGUAACCUGGCAGCAAGACAUUUUGCCCAUUGUGCAACACUUCCUUGCAAUCGACAAGGUAGUUCCGUUGGUGGAGUGGAUCGAGCUAGUAGGCUCAAGCUCUGAGUCUGCUGGGGAUAUCAAUACAGCGGCAAAUCCUGCGGCCAAGAUCCUGCCUUUCUACCGGAGUCUAGUAUUGAGACGAGACGAGACCUUGGCAGCAAGACCGAAAUACCUAACUGAGCAAACCCAAAAGGCCAGCCCUACUCUGAGGGAGGUAGGACCUGUAAGGGCAGAGUGGGUAUAUCGAUGUUUAAGUGAUUUAGAUCUGAACCUGAAGGUGAAAAGUAGAUAG
Messenger RNA from Cladophialophora bantiana CBS 173.52, 3345 nucleotides. RefSeq lists its product as uncharacterized. The transcript has 6 exons. Bases 1 to 3345 code for a protein of 1114 amino acids. The record is from RefSeq and is a predicted model, not a curated record. NCBI's taxonomy places the organism in Eukaryota, Fungi, Ascomycota, Eurotiomycetes, Chaetothyriales, Herpotrichiellaceae.